GCCAAAAAUUCAAUCAUUCAAUUCUCUCGGUCAUUAGAACCGAGGCUAUAUAUGUCUUAGGCAAAUCAGUAUUUUUCAGUAAUAAAUGUCAAUAUUUGUGAAUUUUAGACGCAAAUUAUAACACUUCUUGUGACACUCUGCAUAAGAUGCAUUAUCGUCAUAACCCAAAAUAGUCAAUUUUGACAAGCUCAUGACAUUCUACUUAACUUGAGCCUAAUUACACAAUUGAACUUAUUGCAUCAAAAAAUUAUUUGUUUUACAACACUGUUCAUUAUUGCUUCUGAGCUGUCAUAGAAAAAGCAAAAAAGAAUUUAGUUUUGUGAAAAUUGUUUGCGAGGAAAAAUGGCCACUGAACAAUUGACUAAUUUGGAGAAGCGCCAAAAAGUAUUCCUUGAGUACGAAAAGCUGGUUAUAGAACAAAAGCUUAUUUUUGAGAAGUUAACUGAUUUAGAAGCGGAUUUGGCUGAUCAUAAGAAUGUCAUAGAGAAGCUUUCAACCAUGGAUCCAGAACGAAAAUGUUCUCGUCUUAUUAACUGCGUGCUUACUGAACGCAAGGUUAAGGACGUGCUCCCGCAGUUAAUAGCUCAUGUGGAGUUUCUUGAGGGAACUAUUCCGACAAUGAAUUGUGAUUUGAAGCAGAAGAGCGAGGCCAUAAGCAAGUAUAAACAAGAACACAAUCUUGGCACAUUGCCAAGCAGUUUCCAAAUGCCACUGGUAUAAGCGAAACUGGAAUAUCGAGAAAUGCUCUUUCAAUACUUUAUCGAAAUGUAAUUUUGUAAAUUUCUUUAAUAAAAGUC
Teleopsis dalmanni is the source of this 797-nucleotide messenger RNA. Its product is annotated as probable prefoldin subunit 2. The transcript is spliced from 2 exons. Gene Ontology annotation, cellular component: prefoldin complex; cytoplasm. NCBI's taxonomy places the organism in Eukaryota, Metazoa, Arthropoda, Insecta, Diptera, Diopsidae. Gene Ontology annotation, molecular function: protein folding chaperone. Bases 343 to 720 code for a protein of 125 amino acids. The record is from RefSeq and is a predicted model, not a curated record. Gene Ontology annotation, biological process: protein folding.